This is a messenger RNA of Dicentrarchus labrax (European seabass), 3141 nucleotides long. RefSeq names its product gelsolin a (gene gsna). Gene Ontology annotation, molecular function: phosphatidylinositol-4,5-bisphosphate binding; actin filament binding. The coding region runs from base 172 to 2391 and encodes 739 amino acids. The record is from RefSeq and is a predicted model, not a curated record. Gene Ontology annotation, cellular component: actin cytoskeleton; cytoplasm. NCBI's taxonomy places the organism in Eukaryota, Metazoa, Chordata, Actinopteri, Moronidae. Gene Ontology annotation, biological process: actin polymerization or depolymerization; barbed-end actin filament capping; actin filament severing. The transcript is spliced from 17 exons.
AUAACGGGGAGUGUCCCGGGCCAGAAGCAUAAACAGCGGCUCUGCACUCCGCUGCUCCGCCGACUCGACGCCUCUCUGCUCCCGCUGCAGCUAGAAGCGCUCACCGCGGCUCAUCAGGUCCACAGCAGUCCGUGCGUCCGUCCCCCACCACAACAUACGCGUUCAGGCAGGAUGGCAGUGCAGCACCCAGAGUUUGAGCGGGCUGGACAGACACCAGGCCUCCAGGUGUGGAGGGUGGAAAACUUUGACCUGGUGCCCGUUCCAGAGAAACUGUAUGGCGGAUUUUACACCGGAGACGCCUACCUCAUCCUGAACACCAUCAAACAGCGCUCCGGGAACCUGCAGUAUGACCUCCACUUCUGGCUGGGUGAUUUGUGCACCCAGGAUGAGAGUGGUUCAGCGGCCAUCUUUACAGUCCAAAUGGACGACUUCCUGGGGGGAAAACCCAUCCAGUACCGCGAGGUCCAGGGAUACGAGUCCAAAACCUUUCUUGGCUACUUUAAGUCUGGAAUCAAAUACAUGAAAGGGGGCGUGGCGUCUGGGUUCAAGCAUGUUGUCACUAACGAGGUGGUUGUGCAGCGGGUGCUCCAGGUCAAAGGUCGCCGUGCUGUCCGGGCAACAGAGGUGGCGGUUAGCUGGGACAGCUUCAACCAGGGAGACUGCUUUAUCCUGGACCUGGGAGAUGAGAUUUAUCAGUGGUGCGGCUCCCAGAGCAACCGCUUUGAGAAGCUGAAGGCUACUCAGGUCGCCAAGGGUAUCCGUGACAACGAGCGCAGUGGGAGGGCCCGAGUUUAUGUCUGUGACGAGGGGAUGGAGAGAGAGAAGAUGCUGGAGGUGUUGGGUCCUAAACCAGAUCUGCCUGUUGGAGCCUCAGAUGACAUCAAAGCUGAUGCUGCUAACAGAAAGAGGGCCAAACUCUACAAGGUGUCCAAUGCCAAUGGAGGCAUGACCAUCGCUCUGGUGGCAGCAGAGAACCCGUUCGCCCAGAGCGCCCUGGAGUCCGGUGACUGCUUCAUUCUGGACCACGGAUCUGAUGGCAAGAUCUUCGUCUGGAAAGGCAAAGACGCCAACAUGGAUGAGCGAAAGGCAGCGAUGAAAGCAGCAGAUGAGUUCAUCAAGAAGAUGGGUUACCCCAAACACACUCAGGUCCAGAUCCUGCCAGAGAUGGGUGAGACGCCUCUCUUCAAACAGUUCUUCAAAAACUGGCGAGACAGAGAUCAGACAGUUGGCCUGGGCGUGGCCUACAUCGCUAACAGCAUCGCCAAGAUCGAGAAGGUGCCCUUCGAUGCCGCCAGCCUGCACGACUCAGCCGCCAUGGCCGCCCAGCACGGCAUGGUGGAUGACGGUAGUGGAGAGAAACAGAUCUGGCGUAUUGAAGCGUCCGACAAGGUGUCAGUGGAUCCGUCCACACACGGACAGUUCUAUGGAGGAGACAGCUACAUCAUCCUUUACAACUACCAUCACGGAGGACGUCAAGGACACAUUAUCUACAUGUGGCAGGGAAUGGACUCCAGUCAGGAUGAAAUCGGGGCCUGUGCGAUCCUCGGCGCCCAGCUGGAUGAUGAGCUCGGCGGUGGCCCUGUGCAGGUUGUCGGUGCUCCUAUAACCACUCAGGUGAGGGUGAUGCAGGGGAAAGAGCCGGCCCACCUGAUGAGUCUGUUUGGAGGACAGCCCAUGGUGGUGUACAAGGGAGGAACGUCCAGAGAUGGAGGUCAGUCUGCUCCCGCAGAGACUCGACUCUUCCAGGUGCGCUCCAACUCUGCAGGACACACCAGAGCUGUGGAGCUUGAGGCGGUGUCAUCCCACCUGAACUCCAAUGAUGCUUUCCUUCUGGUGACCCCCGGAGGCUCCUUCAUGUGGGUGGGAGUGGGUGCCAGUGACACCGAGAAGCAGGGAGUUCAGCAGCUGUGUGACAUCGUGGGAGUGUCUGCCUCUGAGCUGCCUGAGGGAGGAGAGACUGAUCAGUUCUGGGAGGCUCUGGGAGGAAAGGCCGAAUAUCGCACUUCUACCAGACUCAAGGACAAGAUGGACGCUCAUCCACCCAGGCUCUUCGCCUGCUCCAAUAAGACUGGAAACUUCAUUAUUGAAGAGGUACCAGGGGAGAUAACCCAAGAUGACCUCGCCACUGAUGAUGUCAUGAUCCUCGACACUUGGGAGCAGGUGUUCAUCUGGAUCGGAAAUGAGGCCCAAGAGGAAGAGAAGACUGAAGCAAUGGCGUCUGCUGUCCGUUACAUCGAGACAGAUCCGGCCAACAGAGACCGCAGGACGCCCAUCGUCAAAAUCAAGCAGAGCUUUGAGCCGCCAACCUUCACCGGCUGGUUCCUGGGCUGGGACCACGACUACUGGACCAGCGACCCCCUGGAGCGCGCUAUGGCUGAACUGGCCAUUUGAGAUCUCAAGUGAUCCUCCCUUCCUUCCUCCCUCACUAUCAGCCCCAAGUCUUUCACCCCACUGCUCCACUGCAAGCACUGAGCUCCAAUCAUAAGACUUUUACACCUGCAGAAACGCCCUGAAAACAGGAGUUUCAUUCUUCCUUUUUUGUUGUGCUUUUAAGGGAUACAGGUCAAUGAGCAGUGUUUUAAUUGACUACAGUGAUGCCUUUUUACCCAUUAUGAAACCAACUAGUACAGCUUUAAUACACAGGCAUCCUGUAGGGUUUUGCACUAAAUAUAGUCUGCUACUAUGACUUUUACUGAAGCCAAUUCUUCUCAUUUAUUUUAUAUGUUGAGAAUAAAACCUGUUCACUAGUGAAAUGUAAUGAAAACAAACAGUCUUGGUGUGCGGCAACAUCGCAAAAACUCACUGCCAAGAAAACACUGCUUAUCAAGAGCAAUACAACCGAUGCCUUAAUAUUCUCUCCUCUAGUUUACAGUAAACCUGCUUUUUUUUUUUUUUUUUUUAAAAAGGUACUGUUCCAGUUUAACUAUGCCUUUAUAGCCAAGUUGUUUGUACCUUCAGUUUAGAUGCCUAUUAUAUUUAUUUUUGAAAAAAUGCCCAGGAAGCUUAUGUGAUGCUGCAGUGGCCAACUGUAAACAGGAAACCAAUGCUUUGCUGCUUUACAAUCCAGUUACGUCUUCUGUGACACUUUCUAAAGGUUUCCCUAAGCCUUGUUAUCAUUUCAAUAAAACGAGAUGAAACAUG